GGGAAGAUGCUAGAACAUGGCUCCUGAUUCUGUGACUUUGAGCUUCAUAGAGGAACUGAAACACUCCUCUAUAAAAAGGUGGAGUGGUUCUAAAUUUCUGGCGGUCAGUGGGAACCGAGGAGCAGCGGAUUCAGCCCAAAGAGGCUCAAGGCUGAGCCAUGGGAGGGGCCAGCGAAGGGGGCGGGAACUGAACCCCGGCGGACUUGUACAGUGUGCGGCGCCGGCUGCUCAGAGCGGAGCCAUGAGCUGGACCUGCCCGCGUUGCCAGCAACCCGUUUUCUUUGCAGAGAAGGUGAGCUCCCUGGGCAAGAACUGGCACCCAUUCUGUCUGAAAUGUGAGCACUGCCACAGCGUCCUGUCCCCAGGAGGGCAUGCAGAGCACAACGGAAGGCCGUAUUGCCACAAGCCAUGCUAUGGGGCUCUCUUUGGACCCAGGGGGGUGAACAUUGGUGGUGUGGGCUCCUACCUCUACAAACCCCGCACUCCCACCCCUGCCAGCGCUACUCCCCUUAGCCCCAGCAGUUUCAGCCCCCCCAGGCCCAGGACUGGCCUCCCCCAGGUCAAGAAAAGCCCUCCCCACAUGAAGACGUUCACUGGGGAGACCUCGCUGUGCCCUGGCUGUAAGGAACCCGUCUAUUUCGCUGAGAAGGUGAUGUCUUUGGGCAGAAAUUGGCACCGACCCUGUCUGAGGUGCCAGCGGUGCCGGAAGACCCUGACUGCUGGGAGUCACGCUGAGCAUGACGGCGUCCCCUACUGCCACAUCCCCUGCUAUGGCUACCUGUUUGGCCCCAAAGGUGUGAACAUUGGUGAUGUGGGCUGCUACAUCUAUGACCCCGUGGAGAUCAAAUGAGAUGCUGAUAGCAGAGGUCAUCCUAACUCAGGCCUCCCAUCAUCCUCUCCAUGGUCCAAUGGAAGCUACAGAAUUCUCUAGUCCCAUGAGGGUGGGAGAAGGUGGGAUUCUGGCGGCCUGGGCCUAGGCUCCUUGGUAGACCAGAGUCUAGACUUUCUCUGCCAACUCCUCCCUUUCCCAUUCCUAUCUGGUCAGGGGACAUAGGCCACCCCAUUUGAAGGUUAGUGUCUUGGUCUUCCCAAUCCCU
Molecule: messenger RNA, 1097 nt
Organism: Kogia breviceps (pygmy sperm whale)
Lineage: Eukaryota; Metazoa; Chordata; Mammalia; Artiodactyla; Physeteridae
Gene: CRIP3
Product: cysteine rich protein 3
Source: RefSeq, a predicted model, not a curated record